GACGACCAGUUUCUGGAACAGUUGGCAGUCUUCUUGAGGCCCCAGGAAUUAGAAGGAGAGGCUUUGAAUCCCAGCGUUCGCAGUUCCUGCCUUGGGGAGAGGAAGAGACAAACAGAAAUCCAGAGUCCAGCGUUGGCUCCCGAUAAUAAAACGCAUCUAGAGGUGUGGGUGGACGCAGAACCGGGUGACGAGGCGGGUUAGAAUUUUCCCUGGGAGAGAAGCCCCGCAGCCCACCACCGCCGGGGCCUGGCUUCCCCCAAGUAACGGAAUCCGCGUCUCCAGGCCAGAUUUUCCCUCUAGCCAUUCCCGGCCACGCACAGCCGAGCUGCGAGCGCACAGAAAGGGAUGUCUUCAUCGCUAACCAGGAUGGAACGAGCCCGCCCGCUCCUGGAGCGCUGAGAAGCGAAGGGUCCCUCCAGCGCCGGCAGCAGCCAACAUGACUUGAGCGUCCCCAUCCCGCGGUCGGUCCCUACUCUCCGCCGUCCCCCCACCCCCGUCCCCCACCCCGCGCCCCAUCCUUUCCGGGUGCGCGCGCACGAGCCGGGGAGAGCUGUGUGCCGGCAGCCUGCGGGCGGCGGCGGCCGACAGGCUCGCGGGGAGCGGGCUGGCCAGGGGCGGCGGCGGCGGAGCUGGCGCAGCAGCCGGUCCCCUCGGGCCGCGCCCCGCCCUGCGCCGCUACCUGCGCGUCCCCUCCCGGCUCCUCAGCCCCGGGCCCGCGGGGGCUGUGGGUGUCGCAUCGGCAGAGUCACCGCGUCCGCCAGUUUGGAGAGCGGGCGCUGGGCUCCCGGGGGCGCGGGACGAGCCCGUGUGCAGCCCCGCGAAAGGGGACGCCAGCGUGCGUCCCUCCCCGCCGCGCACCCCGCGACGAUCGGGGCGGGGAGGAGAGAACUGCUGUGACUUUUGAGGUCCGACUCCUCCUCCGGGCCGUCUUCCCCACCCCCCCACCCCCCCCUCCCCGCAGGGAGCGGGGCCAGCGCGCCGGGCAGGCCCCGAAGGCUCGCUGCGUGCUGUCGGCACUUGGAACGUGUCCGGGAGCCCGCGGCGCCGCGCGCGCUGGUGAGUUGGGCGCGGGGUGGUGUGUCCCCCACGGCCGGGAGGGGCGGGGCGGGGAGGGACGUCGCGCUCGGCUCCUCCGCCCGCCCACUAGGGCUGCCCCCACUUUGGGAGUAAUUGAGACUUGAGCGUGACUGCGGAGCCGCGAGGAUGCGGGCGCCGCGCGCGGGCGUCCCCGCCGGCCCGAGUGAUGGAGCGGGUCGGUGAGCCGAACAAAGGCGCCCGCCCCGGGGACACGGUCCUUGGCUGAAGACCGCCGGCCGCGUGCCGCGACAACCGCCCGCCCACUAGGGUGGUGGCUGUGCGGCCCGAGGAGCGGCGCACUCCGCCGCGGGGCGGGUGGCGAACCCAGAGGCGGGCACCUGCGCGCCACUCCCGCCGCAGCCCCGAAGCGACCCGCCUACCGGCCCGAAGGUCCCAAAGGUCCGUUGAACCCACGGCCGGCGGCUCGAGGUCCAGCGGCGAGGCACUUGCCGGUGCAGAGACCCCCUGCAGCCCUUCGUCCGAAGCCGCACGCCGUGGACUGAGGAGCACUUGUGCAGAGCCCGGGUUCGAGCGGUCCACCCCGCGCCCCAGACCGUUCCGUCCUCCCCGCCGUCUCCGCCGCCCGCGCACCCGCGCGCUGGGCCGGGCUCCCCGCCGGCCGCCCGGAGAGUGAGGCUCGCACAGCCCCCGGGUGCCCCGCGUGUCGCCGGAGCCCCAGGGGCGCGGGGUCCGGGGCUGGGGCCGGCCGGGCGUGUUUGAUGGCUUCACUGAGAAGAGUCAAAGUGCUGCUGGUGUUGAACUUGAUUGCGGUGGCCGGCUUCGUGAUCUUCCUGGCCAAGUGCCGGCCCAUCGCCGUGCGCAGCGGAGACACCUUCCACGAGAUUCGGCCGCGCGCCGAGGCGGCCAACCUCAGCGCGCACAGCGCCAGCCCCAUCCAGGAUGCGGUGCUGAAGCGCCUCUCGCUGCUCGAGGACAUCGUCUACCGGCAGCUGAAUGGCUUGUCCAAAUCCCUUGGACUCAUUGAAGGUUAUGGUGGGCGGGGCAAAGGGGGCCUUCCUGCUACCCUUUCCCCGGAGGAAGAGGAGAAAGCCAAGGGUCCCCAUGAGAAGUAUGGCUACAACUCCUACCUCAGCGAGAAAAUCUCACUGGAUCGCUCCAUCCCGGAUUAUCGGCCCACCAAGUGUAAGGAGCUGAAGUAUGCCAAGGAGCUGCCCCAGAUAUCCAUCAUCUUCAUCUUCGUCAACGAGGCCCUGUCGGUGAUCCUGCGCUCCGUGCACAGCGCCGUCAACCACACGCCCACGCACCUGCUGAAGGAAAUCAUCCUGGUGGACGACAACAGUGACGAAGAGGAGCUCAAGGCCCCCUUGGAGGAGUACGUACACAAGCGCUAUCCCGGGCUGGUGAAGGUGGUUCGCAAUCAAAAGAGAGAAGGUCUGAUUCGAGCGCGCAUCGAGGGCUGGAAGGCAGCCACGGGCCAGGUCACUGGCUUCUUCGAUGCCCAUGUGGAGUUCACGGCUGGCUGGGCCGAGCCAGUUCUCUCCCGGAUCCAGGAGAACCGGAAGCGCGUGAUCCUCCCCUCCAUCGACAACAUCAAACAGGAUACCUUUGAGGUGCAGCGCUACGAGAACUCAGCCCACGGGUACAGCUGGGAGCUGUGGUGCAUGUACAUCAGCCCCCCGAAGGACUGGUGGGAUGCAGGAGACCCUUCCCUCCCCAUCAGAACACCCGCCAUGAUUGGCUGCUCCUUCGUGGUCAACAGAAAGUUCUUUGGUGAAAUUGGUCUUCUGGACCCUGGGAUGGACGUGUAUGGAGGAGAAAAUAUCGAACUUGGCAUCAAGGUGUGGCUCUGCGGGGGCAGUAUGGAAGUCCUGCCAUGCUCACGGGUGGCCCACAUCGAGCGGAAGAAGAAGCCGUACAACAGCAACAUCGGCUUCUACACCAAGAGGAACGCUCUCCGAGUCGCGGAGGUCUGGAUGGACGAUUACAAGUCUCACGUGUACAUAGCCUGGAACCUGCCACUGGAGAAUCCAGGAAUCGACAUAGGGGAUGUCUCCGAGAGAAGAGCAUUAAGGAAAAGUUUAAAGUGUAAGAAUUUCCAGUGGUACCUGGACCACGUCUACCCAGAAAUGAGAAGAUACAAUAACACCAUCGCGUAUGGGGAGCUUCGCAACAACAAGGCGAAGGACGUCUGCCUGGACCAAGGCCCCCUGGAGAACCACACGGCAAUCUUGUACCCGUGCCAUGGCUGGGGACCCCAGCUGGCCCGCUACACCAAGGAAGGCUUCCUGCAUCUGGGGGCCUUGGGGACCACCACACUCCUGCCCGACACCCGCUGCCUGGUGGACAGCGCCAAGAGCCGACUGCCCCAGCUCCUGGACUGCGACAAGGUCAAGAGCAGCCUGUCCAAGCGCUGGAACUUCAUCCAGAACGGCGCCAUCAUGAACAAGGGCACGGGGCGCUGCCUGGAGGUGGAGAACCGCGGCCUGGCGGGCAUCGACCUCAUCCUCCGCAGCUGCACGGGACAGAGGUGGACCAUCAAGAACUUCAUCAAAUAGCUGACAGAGCCCCGGAGGAGCCGGCAGGGCACAGAACAGGCUGGCACGGGAGGAGCGGCCUGGGCUUCCCUCAGGCCGCAGGACUUUCUGGCCCUAGCGUCGUCCUGAGACUGUGCCCCCUGGCACAGCCUGCUGGCCCCCCAGAGACCAGGAGCACAGGGGGAGCCUCCGCCCCCACGGCGCCCCCACCGCUGCUGAGAGCAGGGCCCCUCCUUGUCCUUGCCUUGCGCAGCGGCAGCUUCUGGGUUCCUGCCUCAGCCAAGCCAGCCACACCCUGCCUGCCCCUCCUCAGAGGAGGCAGCCACAUCCCGAGACUCAGUUUCCCUCGAGGUUCCGCCUGCCCAGACCUUCGUUCACUCCCCAAGGCUGCUGCCCUCAAACCUUUCCAAGAGGUGACCAUGGGCGGGCAGCUCUGGACCAGCCUGGGAGUCUGCCGGGGAGCUGCCACUCUCGCAGCCACCUGGUCACCGGGGUCCUGACCCUCCGCCUGGGGCUUCCGGUUUCCCCCCUACGUGCGGGGACAGGGAGCUCUGCCUCCUGGAGGUUGCCUGGGGGAUGCAGCCAGGGGCCAGGUCCUCGGGGACUCUUGUUUUCCCGCGUGUGACCCCAGGCGCUGCCGGUGGGGGUGGCGGUCGUUCCUCUCUGAAGAGUAAGACUUUCCCGUUUGCCCUCUGGCUAGGGUGCACUUGUAAAUCAGAGUUAAUAUAUGGCCACGUGUGCAUGCGCAUGCGCAGGUGCAGCUGCGUGCGUGCGUGCGUGCGUGUGCGUCCGUGUGCAUGCCUGUGUGUGUGUGAAUGCAUGUGCGUGCACCUGGGCGUGUGUGCGCGUGUGUGCGCGCGUGUGUGCGCGUGUGGACGUGUGACUGCGAGCCAGAGCAGUCCUGGAAAACGGCCUCGAUCUGGUCACUUCAUUGUUAGAGGGGGUCAGAUGGAGGCUACUGAGAUGCUGGCGGGAACGUGGCCACCUGCCCCCGGCCAGGGGCCCGGCCCAACCUGGUCCUGAUUGGUGCCCCCAGCCAGAGGGCUGUCCCUUCUGCCAGUUUUCCAUCUCUCCCUCGUGCCGUCCCCAGCCCAGCCCCUGCCCGGAACCCGGCUCUGUAGUUGUCCAGUUUGGGCUCCCUCGUGUCUCUGUUGGUGGCAUCUUGUUGGCGUUCCCCCACCCCGCCCGCUCUGUGGUGAAAUAAAUACAUGAGAGCA
This is a messenger RNA of Sorex araneus (European shrew), 4789 nucleotides long. RefSeq names its product polypeptide N-acetylgalactosaminyltransferase 17 (gene GALNT17). The transcript has 11 exons. Gene Ontology annotation, cellular component: Golgi apparatus. Bases 1797 to 3593 code for a protein of 598 amino acids. Lineage: Eukaryota; Metazoa; Chordata; Mammalia; Eulipotyphla; Soricidae. The record is from RefSeq and is a predicted model, not a curated record.